GCGGCGGGCUGUCUCGUUACGCAUGCCCGGGCGGCGGCGGGACUUUCCACGGAUUUUACCGCCGGAAGUUCGGCGGCCAUUACCAAAGAGCGCGAGUUCGGCUGGCUUGCUAGAGAGGCUUGUUUCCGCCCCGCUCCCGGGUGGUGGGCGGCCAUUUUAGCUGAAGAAACACCUAAGUUCUGGAAAUAGCGACUCAGUAUCAUGGCCGGCAGCCCUAAUGAAGAUCCAGAAGGAAGCAGAAUCACUUAUGUGAAAGGAGACCUUUUUGCAUGCCCCAAAACAGACUCUUUAGCCCACUGUAUCAGUGAGGAUUGUCGAAUGGGUGCUGGGAUAGCUGUCCUUUUCAAGAAGAAAUUUGGAGGGGUGCAGGAGCUGUUAAAUCAACAAAAGAAAUCUGGAGAAGUGGCUGUUCUGAAGAGAGAUGGGCGAUAUAUAUAUUACUUGAUUACAAAGAAAAGGGCUUCACAUAAGCCAACUUAUGAAAACUUACAGAAGAGUUUAGAGGCCAUGAAGUCCCACUGUCUGAAGAAUGGAGUCACCGACCUCUCUAUGCCCAGGAUUGGAUGUGGUCUUGAUCGUCUGCAAUGGGAAAACGUAUCUGCAAUGAUUGAGGAGGUAUUUGAAGCAACAGACAUCAGAAUUACUGUGUACACACUCUGAACAGACGGGCGCUUUGGAUGUGUCCACAUUCUCCUGUUUUAACCCCUACUGGACCAUAGCACUGGGUGAACUGGCCUAUUUAAUAAGUCCUCGGUCAGGGGAAGUUUCAUGUGAAGUAGUCUGUGUCACGGGCCAGACUUGGGUUACUGUAUUCUCAUGAUUGGACUGGAACUGUGGAGGAGGGAUUGCUUGGGAAAUGUUGCUGUGAUGUUUUUUGCAAGGUAAGGAGUAGAUGGCCUGAUACGAGGCAAGGAAACCGGAUGUUGGGCCUCUGACCCCUGUUUUCUCCGGGAUGCUUCCUGACUUGUUUGGCUUGCCACUGGGUGGCAGCAUUGAUUAUACUUCUCUGCUGUUUAAGAGAAAUUUCAGGAAGGAUGAACAUUUCAGUUAAUUUUCCAUCUUUUGUCAUUUGUGAGUUUGCUUAGUAUUAAUCUAAUGUCACGUUCAUCCUAGGAGAGAGUGAUGGGUUUUGUUUUGUUUAAAUUACAAAGAUGAGUGUUAUGUUGUUAACAAGAUAUUUGUGGUGACAGAAACGGAAGAAUAAAUAUCUUUUCUUUUGGGGUCUAGUGA
This is a messenger RNA of Lynx canadensis (Canada lynx), 1230 nucleotides long. It is a transcript of the gene OARD1, whose product is annotated as O-acyl-ADP-ribose deacylase 1. The record is from RefSeq and is a predicted model, not a curated record. The coding region runs from base 202 to 660 and encodes 152 amino acids. Gene Ontology annotation, biological process: peptidyl-glutamate ADP-deribosylation. The transcript has 6 exons. NCBI's taxonomy places the organism in Eukaryota, Metazoa, Chordata, Mammalia, Carnivora, Felidae.